CCUAGAGUACGCCGAAUGUCAGCACCUGAAUGCACAGAAACUUGCAAUUGGUGGUGCCUUCUUCGCUGUCCCCUCUUCUCGUGUACGAAUACCUGCUCUCAACAAGCUCGCUUCCGGCUCCUAGCGAUGGACGUACACCUUCGUCAACAGUAUUCCGCCAAAUCCGAUUGCGAACUCUAUACCCUAUCGAUAACGCUGAAGGAGCCAUCCAAGUUACGUCCACCUCAACUGCGGCGCUAAAUGGCUCUCCGCUCAGCUAAACGGUUCUCCGCACACCACCCCGAUGAAAGUCCUCAUGUCCCUUCGCUCUUCCUCAUCUCGUCCUUGUUCCGCGCGAGCUCGUCUUGUGCGGAGAUCCGCUAGCUUUCCGAAGCUACGAACAGUCUACAGUGCGCUGCUGGUGUCGUAUAUACGCUGUUCACUCUGGCAAUAUCAAUGGUUACUACGGCCUUGUGGUCAGAUGCUGGCAGCGACUCUUAUGAGUGUCGGAUUCCCGCGCGUAGACGGUAGAGGGCCAUUUAUCCUCAUCGACAGGUCAAAUCUGGUCGACCUCACGGUAGUCCCGUAUGAUGUCCUCAUACAAAUUAAGGAACGCUGGCGUCAACGAGGGAGAGAGGGCGCAGUAGAAUCAAACGCGAGCGCUCUAGGGGCUAGGCGAGUCCUACUGGUAAGUAGGGGCUCCGGUCAAACACACGCUUACUCCCCCCUAGAACAGCCAUCGCGUUUUCACGAUGCUCACCUCACGCCUGCUCGCCCAGCCCUUGGUGCAAGAUGCGGAGGAGCGAAGAAUAAAGAGGGAGACUGUGGUUAUUGGGAUGAUUAGGUGAUCAAGUGGCCGCCCGAGCGAGGAUUCAUAAGCCUGUCCAUGCGUUUCCUCUUCACCUUCCGAGUCGGGCCUCGCUGCCUUGGUCGCUUUCUCUACCUUUCGAGUCGAG
This is a messenger RNA of Schizophyllum commune H4-8, 935 nucleotides long. RefSeq lists its product as uncharacterized. The coding region runs from base 284 to 823 and encodes 179 amino acids. The transcript is spliced from 2 exons. The record is from RefSeq and is a predicted model, not a curated record. Lineage: Eukaryota; Fungi; Basidiomycota; Agaricomycetes; Agaricales; Schizophyllaceae.